GUUGGUGACGGUAAUGCACCUAUGCACCAGUUAAAAAAACAACAAGAAGAAGGAGAACUGCAGUGGAAAAGCAAACCGAAAGUAAAGCAACUAAAGCGAGAGGACUGCGGAGCCGAGCCGUGCACUACAUGCUGGAAAAGCGCCAUUUGUUUCUUGCCGGCGGAAACAGAUCGACACCGGGUUCGAUUGUGAAUUCGGUUGGAUCUUUACGACAGACCUGAUGGAGGAGAGUGAAGAUCUGAGUGAAGUGGAGGAGGAACAUCAUGACAAACCUGGAGAAAAACCUUGGAGUCGCUCAAAGACUGAAAAGACAUUUUCAAAGAAAAGAAGAGCCAAGAAAUCUACAACCUGCACUCAGUGUGGGAAGAGUUUCACAAGCAAAUGUGAUCUAGAGCGUCACAUGCGAGUUCAUACUGGAGAGAAGCCAUUCACAUGUGAUCAAUGUGGGAAGAGUUUCACAACCAAUAGUAAUCUUGAGCGUCACAUGCGAGUUCAUACUGGAGAGAAGCUGUUCACAUGUGAUCAGUGUGGGAUGAGCUUCACACGAAACAUACACCUUAGAAAACACAUGAUGAUCCACACUGGAGGGAAGCUGAAUGCAUGUGAUCAGUGUGGGAAGAGUUUCACAAACAAAUGUCAUCUUGAGCGUCACAUGAGAGUUCAUACUGGAGAGAAACCGUUCACAUGUGAUCAGUGCGGGAAGAGUUUCACAAACAAAGGUAAUCUUGAGCGUCACAUGAGAGUUCAUACUGGAAAGAGACCAUUCACAUGUGAUCAGUGUGGGAUGAGUUUCACAGUCAAAGAAAGUCUUGAGCGUCACAUGAGAUUCCACACUGGAGAGAGACCGUUCACAUGUGAUCAGUGUGGGAAGAGCUUCACAAGAUCAGAACACCUCGAGUUACACAAGAAGAUCCACACUGGAGAGAAGCCGCACGCAUGUGAUCAGUGUGGGAAGAGAUUCUUAUGCAAACCUUAUUUUAAGCGUCACAUGAGGAUCCACAUUGGAGAGAGACCAUUCACAUGUGAUCAAUGUGGGAAGACAUUUCUUCUGGAAUCAGCUCUGAAGACACACCUGACAGUCCAUACGAAGGAGAAGCCACAUUCAUGUUCUGUAUGUGGAAAGAGUUUUUCACUGCUGCAAUAUUUACAGAGACAUCAGAAAAUACACACUGCCAUGAAAGAGUACAUGUGCUUUGAGUGUGAGAAGAUGUUUACUACAGCAAACCAAUUAAAACAGCACGAGAGAAUUCACACUGGAGAAAAACCUUACAAGUGUUCAUACUGUGACACGAGAUUCAGUGUGUCAUCAUCUCUGAAAAAACAUGAGAGGAUCCACAGCAGAGAGAAGCCGUUCACAUGUGAUCAAUGUGGGAAGAGCUUCACAAGAUCAGAACACCUUGAGUUACACAAGAAGAUCCACACUGGAGAGAAGCCGCACGCAUGUGAUCAGUGUGGGAAGAGAUUCUUAUGCAAACCUUAUUUUAAGCGUCACAUGAGAGUUCAUUCUGGAGAGAAGUCCUUCAUGUGUGAUCAGUGUGGGAUGAGCUUCACACAGAAAAUACACCUUAAAAAACACAUGAGGAUCCACACUGGAGGGAAGCUGAAUGCAUGUGAUCAGUGUGGGAAGAGUUUCAAGCGAUCAUCACACCAUAAAGAACACGUGAGAGUUCACACGGGAGAGAAGCCGUUCUCAUGUGAUCAAUGUGGAAGGAAAUUCACACAAUCAUCAAAGCUUAAAUGCCACAUGAAGAGCCACACCGGAGAGAAGACGUUGACAUGUGAUCAAUGUGGGAAGAGUUUCAUGCAAAAAAUACACCUUAAAAUACACAUAAGAAUCCACACCGGAGAGAAGCCUUACAUGUGUGAACAGUGUGAAAAGAGAUUCUCAUGCAUAAGUCAUCUUAAUGUUCACAUUAAGAUUCACACGGGAGAGAAGCCGUUGACAUGUGAUCAAUGCGGUAAAACAUUUCUCUGGGCAUCAAAUCUGAAGAAACACCUGACAGUUCAUACGAAGGAGAAGCCACAUUCAUGUUCUGUGUGUGGAAAGAGUUUUUCAUGGCUGCAAACUUUACAGAGACAUCAGAAAACACACACUGGUGUGAGAGAGUACAUGUGCUUUGAGUGUGAGAAGAUGUUUACUACAGCAACCAGUUUAAAACUGCAUGAGAGAAUUCACACUGGAGAAAAACCUUACAAGUGUUCAUACUGUGACAAGAGAUUCAAUCAGUUAACAAUUUUGAAAAAACAUCAGAUGAUCCACACUGGAGAAAAACCUUACAUGUGUUCACACUGUGACAAGAGAUUCAAUCAGUUAACAAUUUUGAAAACUCAUGAGAUGAUUCACACUGGAGAAAAACCUUACAAGUGUUCACACUGUGACAAGAGAUUCAGUCAGUCAUCAAAUCUGAAAACACAUGAGAGGAUCCACAGCAGAGAGAAGCCUCACACGUGUGAUCAAUGUGGAAAGAGUUUCUCUUUUAAAAGUCACCUGAAGAUACACAUGAAGAUCCAUGCAGUGGAGAAACCACAUCGCCACAGUCUGAGAUCACGAACUACCAGAAAGCAUCUGGAAGGAGAGGACAGAGAGAUCCAGUGAUCCAGAACCUGCAGAAUGAAACAUCAGGGUUCCCACGAGUCAUGGAAUUUCUGGAAUAUCAUGGAAUUUUAAAAGGUCUAUUCCAGUCAUUGAAAGUCAGCGAAUUUUAUAUACUUUUUUGUCCAAGUCAUGGAAUAUCAGGAAAAUUUGUUUGUCACUUUAAAUUUGAGUUUCCUUAUCAAAAUGUAAUUUUUCUACCAUUUUUUUUAUUGUGUUGUUGCAAGCGUUUUACAUAGGCUAGUUAGGCUAUUUUUCAGUGGCAUUUUAUUCCCUUCCCUUCCUUGAAGGUCAAAAUGACAGUUUCAGUGCAGCUUCAAAGGGCUUUAAAUGAUACCAGACGAGGAAUAAGAGUCUUAUCUAGCAAAACCAUCGGCCAUUUUUAAAAAAUAUACAACUGUAUAUGCUUUAUAAACGUAAAUGAUCGCCUCGAACGUACUUCCGCUUUCAGCAUUCUUCAAAACGCUUACACUGAAUGUCCUACACCUUCCCUAUAGAGGGUAUGCAUCGACGUCACUUUCCCGCCGGAACGCGCUCCCUCAGCUCAAUUGAGUGGCAAAAGAACCUGCUGCAUGACUGGAUUGAAUAGGGGAAGCUGUGAAAACGAGAGUAAAACAAACGAUUACACUAAAGUUUGGACUCGAAAGUGUUUCUUAAAACUUGUCAAAUAAACCUAAUCCAUGGAUAUUGACAUGCAGCCAGGAGUCAUGUUUCAUG
This is a messenger RNA of Megalobrama amblycephala (Wuchang bream), 3310 nucleotides long. RefSeq names its product zinc finger protein 721-like. Gene Ontology annotation, molecular function: RNA polymerase II cis-regulatory region sequence-specific DNA binding; DNA-binding transcription factor activity, RNA polymerase II-specific. NCBI's taxonomy places the organism in Eukaryota, Metazoa, Chordata, Actinopteri, Cypriniformes, Xenocyprididae. The transcript is spliced from 3 exons. Gene Ontology annotation, biological process: regulation of transcription by RNA polymerase II. The record is from RefSeq and is a predicted model, not a curated record. Bases 221 to 2596 code for a protein of 791 amino acids.